AUGGCUGUUGAGUUCGGUGACCAGUUUAGUGGCUUCCGCCAUAGUGAGGUGAUUCACUUCAUAAACAAUGAAGUUCUUAUGAAUGGAGGUGGACCGGAGUUCUAUGUAGCCUUUCGCUACCGGUCCUGGAAGGAGAUAGAAGACCAGCUCCGGAAGAUCGUGGUCGACCCUCAGGUGCCGCGCAGCCGCAAGAGGUCCUAUGCCUGGAGCGGCUUGGCGUUGGGGGUGAGAGCGAUCGUGAGGCAGCGGGAUCAGCAGACGCGGCGGGUUCGCCGAUUGCAGAAACAGGUAGAGGAGCGCAAGGUAGCAUCUAAGGCUCUGGCGACAGAGCUGAGGAGGUUGCGGGCUGAGAGAGAUGAGGCUGCUGCACAGCUUAGGUUUACGCAGGCUGCUGUCCAGCAGGCAAUGGAUGAGCGUGAAGUGCUUUGUGGAAGGCUACUCCAGGCUGAGAGGUCAGCAAUGGAAGACUCAGAUCCACUAUUCCAGCGUCUUUUACGUGGACUGCGAGGCGAAAAGUAUAGAUGUAUGUCGUGGGCCCUAGGUGAGGAAAACCAGUCAGAGUCAUUGGACAAGGGAGCUCAGGGAAAGCUGUCUUUAAACACCCCAAAGCCAAUGUCAGCUUCUCUGCUUCAUGUAUCAGAAUCCUCAAGUCCUUGGAAUCAGGCAAUGCAACUCCAUACACAAAUGCCUGGUUCGCAACCAUUUACAUUGAAUAAGCCUUUGCCAGGGGAAUUUACAUGCUCUACAACUCUACCAUCCCCAACAUCAGUGGAAUCAGAAACAGCAGCAACUACAUCCAGAGCAAUGUUAGCAGUUGCAUCCCCAAGGCCUACUUCACAGUCCUGCUUAACUAGCUCCUCAGUUGCUGUGUGGCCUCAGGAGGAAAAGGCUCCCUCGUGGGUAAAAAGUUGCCAUGGAAAGGUUAACCCUCCUAACAACCAGCAAGACGAGUGUUACUUGGGAGAAAGCAGAACCCAUAGCCUAGAAAAAAUGUCAAAGAAGCCUCAGGAGACAGGCCAAAGACCCAGCCCCAAGGAAGAUCCAGUGAUGAAUCAGGGGAGGGCUUCCCUGGGGACUGUGAAGAGUCGCAGUCCCAAAAAGAGUCCAGAGAGACACCAGGCAACUCCCCUGGGGAACAGUAAGAACCAUGUUACCAAAAAACCUACGAAGAAACACCAGAGCCCUCGACUGAAGACCAAGCAAGUGAAAAAAAACCAACAUCAGGAGAAGCUUGCUGCAUGCAACCCGGCAGUAAAUUGGCCUUGCUCCUGGUGUAAAACCAUGAAUCCCCCAUGGCGCCCAGUCUGCUAUAAAUGCAAGAACAUCUACUUGCCUGGUGAGAACGGAGGUGUUGACCUAGGACAAAAACACUGA
Messenger RNA from Dipodomys ordii (Ord's kangaroo rat), 1374 nucleotides. RefSeq lists its product as uncharacterized. The coding region runs from base 1 to 1374 and encodes 457 amino acids. The record is from RefSeq and is a predicted model, not a curated record. The transcript has a single exon. NCBI's taxonomy places the organism in Eukaryota, Metazoa, Chordata, Mammalia, Rodentia, Heteromyidae.